Molecule: messenger RNA, 3927 nt
Organism: Scedosporium apiospermum
Lineage: Eukaryota; Fungi; Ascomycota; Sordariomycetes; Microascales; Microascaceae
Exons: 7
Coding region: 1-3927 (1308 amino acids)
Source: RefSeq, a predicted model, not a curated record
AUGGAGCUCGACUUCCCUCAGUCUGUCCUUGAAGCCCAAGCCCACAUCCGCCAGAUCCGUCGCGACAAAGGACUCGGAGAUGGGUCAGAGAGGAUAGGCAACAAUGCAGCUGACCUUGAGUCCGCUUUGGAGAUGAGCCUCUCCCACGAUCUCUAUCAAACAUCGACCCAUUUUCUUCUGGAACUGAUACAAAAUGCCGAUGACAACUCUUAUACGGCGGAAACACCGACGCUAUCCAUCUCGUAUUCAUCAAGGAAGGUUAGAAUCGACUGCAACGAGCGUGGAUUUGCCAAACAGAACGUCGAGGCCAUUUGCCGAAUCUGCAAAAGUACGAAAAGUGGCAGAAGCAAAUCUGCUGGUUUCGUGGGUGAGAAGGGAAUAGGCUUCAAGGCAGUUUUCAAGGUCGCGUCUACCGUCUGGAUUUCCUCUGGACAUUAUUCUUUUCGGUUCGACCGCGAUGGCCACCUGGGGAUGAUUGCUCCAAUCUGGGAUAGUUUUCCAGAGAAGCCGAGAGAAGGAUAUACUUCUAUCCUGCUCAAGCUGGACAAGGCAUGCGACGAGAAGCUCAUUAUCAGCAAAAUGCAGUCAUAUGAUGAGAAGCUUCUGAUCUUCCUCCGGAGACUUAGGAGGCUCGAAAUCAAGUACACUCCGGACAGAUUUUCCCUCAGGAAGCCAUUCGAGACGGUUCUUACUCGUCACGGCCAGCCUUCAGAGAACCCAUCUACGAUGACACUAAUGAAUAACGGGACCAAGAGGCAUUACUUCGUUUUCCGACGCUCAGCGAAGCGACUCCCCUCAGACUCUCGCCGCCCAGGAAUAACACACUCCGAGGUGGUUGUCGCCUUCCCCAACACUGGGAUCAACGGAGACGCACAUGUGCAACCUGUGAUCGAGCCUCAGAAUGUCUAUGCUUUCUUACCAAUUCGAAACUAUGGUUUUCCUUUUCUCCUACAAGCAGAUUUUCUUCUUUCCGCAAACCGAGAAGACAUCCACGUCGACUCAGCCUGGAAUAAAUCUCUGGCCCAAGCUUCCGCGGUAACCUUCAUUGAAGCCAUCCGUCACAUUGGCAGCCUGGAAAACAAGCUCAGAUAUCUCUGGAUCCAUUAUUUGCCUACUACUGCGUCACAAAGUCCCUUUUUCGAGGCCUUGAGACAGGAUAUUCUAAAGCGAUUGAAAUCCUCAGAGGUCUUAGAGUCCAUGGACGGUAAAAAGAGGAAACCGACAAGCCUUAUUACGGUCCCUGGAGUCUGGAAGGAUACCAAUGGACGCCCGUUCAUGAUUGAUAAGAGCAACGAAAACAAAUAUGCUGCUGGAAAAUAUGAUGGCCACCUCGACCAGACCAUGUUAGCCCUUCUGGGUGUCAAGGUCAUGGAUGAGAGGGGUUUCUACGAUGAGAUGAUGAAAGUCCUUCGGAAGGAUCCAGGUUCAUUUCUGAAAAAGAAAUCGCAGGAAUGGCAUGCUAGUCUCGCUCGCGCGUUAUCCAACCUACCUAGCCUGUCCUACUUCCAAUCGUUACCAAUCAUUCCUCUCAGUGAUGGAACAUGGGUCGCAGCGAGCUCAAUCAGGCACACUUUUAUCCACCUCCCAAGCGACGAUCCAGCCGUGAAGAUACCCAGUGGAAUUGAGAUACCAAUCGUGGACGCCGAAGCUGCCGCAGACCUUGACAGAAACCAGCUUUUUAUUCGCUUGGGCAUCCUGCGGCUUGAGAUUGACCAUAUCAAGAGCGCCAUUAUCCAAACUCAUAGUAAUCCGGAGUUCAAACCAGACGCCUUGCUUCCUACCCAGCUUAUUUCUCACGCUGAAUUCAUGUUCCAGAACCGGGAAUCCGAUGAAACGUCACCAUUGCAGCUGUGGAUGGCGUCAGACUUGGGGUCCUGCCGCCGAGGUACUGCCAUUGAUGCGGCCCAAAAUGAGAAGCUCGUUCUUGUCCCACCAAAGAACGAAAACGAGGAUCGACGCUGGGUGUCUCCAUCCCAGUGUUUCUGGAGAGGCGCGUCCUGGCUCACCCAAUCCGUCGGACUCGAGAGGCUGUAUCCUGAUCUUGAAAGGUUCUUUCGCAUACAAAUGAAAGUGCCAAACGCCGGGAUUGAACAUCUGAUCAAAGAAGCGGCAGCAAUACCCCAGUUGCGGCAGCAGCCUGGCCGCCAUAUCGAACGAUUAUUUCUGACGCUGGUGUCCCACGUCAUGAUUCAUGGUCUUACCGGGGACCAGUCAAUGAGACUUCGGGCUAUGAGGAUAUUUCCCAUCACGAAAACUCUCGCCAAUGAGCCUUACGAGUACCUGACUUCCGCCACACCUAACAGCCCGUGGUUGAUUGCCGAUAGAACAUAUUUUAGGACUCAAUUUGAGCUGGUUAUGCCGGUUCUUGCUUUUCAACCCGAGUUUAUAUGGCGGAUUAAUCGCCUUCUACUUGACCUAGGUCUACAAGAACGAUUCCUCAGUCGAAUUGCGGUGAGCGUGACAGAGGCGCAUGGAAGCGUGCAGCUCCAUGAGGAUCUUACCAAACGGUAUAGAUCACGCGCCAGUUACUUGUUUCGACUUAUGGGCGAGAACCUGGCCAAUGGGCCUCAGCUACGGUCCUCUUUUCGCGGAGUGGAAGUUUUCGUGGCAGACAAAGUUACGCAACACUGGCAUGCGCCACUCGGACUCCAACGGAUUUAUAGCAGAUUCGCCGAGGGCACCUCGUUUUUGGAAUGCGACUACGCUGGCGACCUUCGAAUCUACCUACGCGCCGAUUACGAGAAGGAAGUAUAUCCCUGCGAGCUCGCAGAGCAGUUGAGGGACUUCUUCAACAUACCGAGCGAGCAAAAAGAUCUCAUUACGGUUAUACUGACUGCCACGGAAGAGAGGCUCGAUCCGCUCUUUGAGGGAAGGGGUAUUGCUCCGCUCCAAGUCGAAUCGCUCGAAGGUGAGGAGGAGCUCGAGGGAGAAGAAGGCGAGUAUAGGCCUAUCCUUCAAAUUCGAGAAACACCCACCAAGAAGAGCCGUCCUGAGCUGGGCGGUGGUUCACGGUUCAAUCAGCUACUCAGCCACGUGAGAUUCAGUCCCUUCUUCUUCAGAGGGAAUAAUAACCGUUUGAUGGACCUCCCCCCAACUUACGACACGGCGGUUGCUCGGUCUACUCUCAGCGCUCUCGGGCGUCCAGUAGAGCCUCGCGCAUUUUCCAGGCCGCAUACACUGUCUAGCGUUACUGGGGUCUUGAGGGACUUGGAAUUCAUACAAAUGCCUGGUGUUGUGAUUGGCACUCCGGCCAAUCCACCGACAAUAAUCGAUCGUGUAAGAGGGCUCGCACAACGUGACUCUGACAUUGGGGAGCAUAUUGUAUCGGGCAUACUCUCUAUCGUCCUCGGUCCACAAUAUGAUCACAAAACUAUGUGGGCGCCGAAGAGCUCAAGGGGCGGCGACCGCGCUACCUUCAAUUUUACAGAUACGCAAGGUAGAUUCGGUGCCUUCCUCAUGCGGCUCGACGGUAUGCGCGGCAGGGCGCAAGGGUAUACACGCUUGAUAUAUCACCUUGACGUUAAGGCCAUGGACUCGCUGCACUUCAAGAUUACACAAGAUGAGCUUGACCGAGCGCGUAAGAACUCGGUUCGCAACCAACCCCACCCUGACGAGGCCCCUCCCUCUCGCGACGUUUCAAUUCUCGUACAUAUCUCAGAUGUCCGCACAGAACCUAAGAUUAGGUUUCUCGCCGAUCCCUGGGACUUGUUUGAGGAUGAACAGCUUAUCCUAGAGAAUGCUCGAACGUACCAAGCUAAACUCAACCUUCGGUUCCGUCAUAACACGGAGAAUCCCGCUAACAAAGACGUUGGGUUCGACGCUCUUCAGUUCAGGGCAUCCAACGAGCCCCUUCCAGAAGACCCUAGUCCCGGGUAUGAAAAGGGAAAGGCGGAAGUUGAUGCAAAUGUAAAGGUUCAAAAAGCAUGA